Carassius carassius (crucian carp) is the source of this 3814-nucleotide messenger RNA. RefSeq names its product aminopeptidase N-like. The record is from RefSeq and is a predicted model, not a curated record. Bases 364 to 3222 code for a protein of 952 amino acids. Gene Ontology annotation, cellular component: cytoplasm. Gene Ontology annotation, molecular function: peptide binding; zinc ion binding; metalloaminopeptidase activity. The transcript is spliced from 20 exons. Lineage: Eukaryota; Metazoa; Chordata; Actinopteri; Cypriniformes; Cyprinidae. Gene Ontology annotation, biological process: proteolysis; peptide catabolic process.
UAUCAGCUUGGGAUUACUCUAAUUGGGUCCGUUGAUUAAGAAAAAAUUACUUUUACAUCCGAUCCAUCUCUUUUCACAGCAUAAAUGCUCUCUUUUGUGUUUUUUUUUUUUCUGACCAUGAACUACUUUAUAAGAUAUUAAAACUGGUUCCAGAUGCGGGGCAAAGUGUGACGGGACACAGUACUUGUGUAAUGCCAUCAUAUCUGUUUGUUUCCCUCUCAUCCAUGCUGGUUAAUGUGUAAUUUUGAAAUGCGUGGUAUCUUCUAGGCGUGGUAUAGGUACUUGACGCCUUUAUCAGUACAUAACAGAGAGCAGGUUUGCCAAGCUCAGUUCAUUCUUGGAGGUUUCUCAGAAGGAUCAGAAAUGGCCAAAGCAAUGGGCAUGUCCAAGAUCUUGGCUGUCGGCGUUGGGAUCCUCACAGUUUCUUCUGUUUGUGGUUUAGUGAUGAUGGCUGUGGUGUACAAAAUUCAAAUAGAUAAAUUCCCUCCGGUGAGUCCACCACCUCCAAUUAGACCUACAGUUAUCCCAACAGAUCCUCCAUCGAAUCUCAGACUUCCUGACAGUGUGAUUCCUGAGAGCUACAAAGUCGUCAUUCAACCGUACCUUUACUCAGCGAUAACGAAUAACUAUACAAACCAAUCCUUUGCUUUCACGGGAGAGUCAACUGUUAGAGUAAAGUGUAUGACACGCUCCAAGACCAUCUUUCUUCAUGCUCAGGACCUAAAUGUGACGACCGUAGAAGUGACAAAAUCGGAUUCAGACGAGAAAUUAACAGUGAAUCGAUAUAAAAUUCAUCAGAAUGAAAGUAAUUUCUUUGAGAUCCAACUCGAGGACAUAAUGUUGGGAAAUGGGACCUACUAUGAUAUUUUCACCAAAUUCGAAGGGGAACUUUUUGACGGCUUGGAAGGGUUUUAUGUGAGCCGGUACACAGAGAAUGUAAAAGCCAAGGAAGAGGAGAAGGAGGAAGAUGAGUAUAAAGAGAGAUGCCUCGCCACCAGUCUGCUGCAACCCACAAAUGCCAGGAAAGUGUUUCCGUGCUUUGAUGAGCCAGCGCUGAAGGCUGUGUUUCAAAUUAAUGUGAUCCACAGACCUGACACUAUUGCCCUGUCCAAUGAAAAAGGAGAUGCAAAAAAGACAGAAAUAGAUGGAGAAGAAUGGGUUGAGACUACAUUUGAAGAGACCCCCAUCAUGUCAACUUAUUCAUUGGCCCUCACUGUAUCUGAAUUUGAAUCUAAAAUGAGGUCUUCCGUGACAAACAUACAUAUACAUGCUCGGAGAGAAGCUUUUUCUGCUGACCGUGCUGAUUACGCACUUGAAGUUACAGCGAAGAUUCUGGAUCACUAUCAGAUUACAUUUGGAUCAAAAUACCCACUAAAAAAAAUAGACCAGAUCGCUUUACCAGACAUCAGUGUUAGAGCAACGGAAAACUGGGGUUUAAUUUCAUAUCCGGAGUCAGGUCUGCUGUAUGAUAAAUCUACAGCAUCGACCUUUGAUCAAGAACGGGUGGCCACCCUGAUUGCUCAUGGAUUAGCACAUCAGUGGUUUGGAAACCUUGUUACCAUGCGCUGGUGGAAUGACUUAUGGCUGAAUGGAGGAUUAGCGAGAUACAUGUCUUACAUUGGAGUGGAAGCUGUUGGCUGGAACUUUAGAGAUCUAAUUGUUCUCAGAGAAACCCAGACUGCCUUUCAAGUGGAUUCCUUAAACUCUUCCCAUCCUCUCAGCUCUCAGGAAAAUGAUAUUCAAACUUUCUCUGAGAUCACAGAACUUUUUGAUUCCAUCACCUACAGCAAGGGUGCUGCUGUUUUGAGAAUGCUGGCCAAAUUCAUGACCGAAGAAGCAUUUAUGAAAGGAAUCAAGAAUUAUCUUGCCAAGUUCGAGUACCAGAACACUGUGUACAAGGAUCUUUUGGAAUGCUUGCAAAAGGAGACAAAAGAAGAUGUGGAAGGCUUCAUGAGCACAUGGAUUGAGCAAGUGGGAUAUCCAGUAAUCACCAUUAUUACCCAGACAGGGGAGACUACUCAAGAACACUUUUUACUAAAGCAAACACAGGGUCAUGAUAUUGCAUGGCAAGUUCAUAUCAGACACAUGACGGACAGAGAUUCUGAAAAGAAACCCGUAACACUGAAAGUAAAAGGUCCAGUCAAAUUGCCAUCCUUCCAACUUCAAGACAGAGAUGAGUGGCUUCUUGCAAACAUCGACUGCACUGGCUAUUUCCGCGUUAACUACGAUGAAGAAAACUGGAAUAACCUUCGUAUCCAACUUGAAAGAAAUCAUCAUAUCAUUCCAAUCAUCAACCGAGGGCAACUUAUUGAUGACGCUUUUAAUAUAGCAAGGGCUCAUCGCCUCAACAUAUCUAUUGCACUAAACCUAACCAAGUACCUAGUAAAUGAAACUGAAUAUAUUCCAUGGGAGUCAGCACUGAAAAACCUGGAUCAUUUAGUCCUCAUGUUUGAUCGCUCUGAGGUCUACGGUCCAAUAACGAAAUACCUACGGAAACUAAUCACACGACUAUAUGAACACUUUGAGGAGUACACAAUAAACGGAAUGGUUCCUGAGAAACACACUGACCAGUAUAACCAGGUAAAUGCUAUUUCAGUAGCCUGCAGCAAUGGCCUUGCUAUUUGCACAAAAAUGGCUAGAAGUCUAUUCGAAAAUAAUAAAAAUGAGAGCAAUGAAUUUAGAAUGCAUCCGAAUUUGAAGAAAGAGAUCUACUGCAGUGUAAUAGCUAAUGGUGAUGAGGAUGAUUGGGAAUUUGCUUGGGAAGAAUACCAAAAAGCCACGGUCGCUGCCGAGAAAGACAAACUAAGAUACGCCUUAUCAUGCACCAAAGAAAUCUGGCUGCUAAACAGAUAUCUCCAGUACACUCUUGAACCUUCAAAGAUAAGAAAGAUGGAUAUGGUCUCUACCAUAAACUACAUUGCCAAAAACGUCGCCGGCCAGCCUCUGGCUUGGGAUUUCAUCCGUGGGCACUGGUCCUACAUCACCCAAGAGUAUGGAGCGGGAGUCGUUUCUUUAGGCAGUCUGUUAGAUGCUGUUACAAAAAGGUUCUCCACGGACGUCGAACUUGAAGAGCUGAAGCAGCUUCAGAGGGAGCAGGAGGAGAAAAAACAGGGAAUUGCAGCUCGAGCUUUGGAGCAGGCCAUUGAGAGGACAGAGGCCAAUAUUAUGUGGGUGAAAGAAAAUAAGCAGAUUGUUAAGGACUGGUUCGUCGGAGAGCUUUAGGAUCUUUUAGCUUUUGUAGGCCUGCACAAUCAGAGUAUAGUCAGAGGAGCCAAUACAAUCAAAAACUGUUGUAAAGGCAUUCUGCAGCGAAUGGAAAUGCAAGCAACCCCCUCCUGUGGUUCUGAGAUUGGUUUGAACAAAAGACCACUUUCACUGGAGAAUAAUUCAAGCUUUAGAAGGGAAGAACAAAGAGUGUGCAAUUUUAAAAUGGCUACAUAACAGAUCCCCUAUGCUUUGUUGAGUAGUUAAUGCCAAAUCUAUUGUGUAUAUUAGAGAAAAGGCCUAGAACGAAUGUUUAGGACAGCUUAAUUUAUUGUCUUUACUAUAAUUUAGUUGAUAUUACUGACUAAGUAUUGUUUACAGUGAAGAAAUCACAUCUAAGCACAUUAGGAAAAAGCACAAUAUGUCUUUUUUAUUAUUUGUAUAGUUGAAUUUAAUUAAAAUACAUACAAAAAAUAUAAAAGCUAGUAUUUUCAUCUCUGUGAAUGACUGAUUGAGAACCGAAUGAUAAAAAGGUUAUGUGUGUUUUUGUGAGACUUAAUAUUUUUAUUGGAGUCAAACAUGUAAAUCUUUAAAUAAAGUGCAAUCUUUU